AUGGCCACCAGAGUAAUUCCAGCGCGCGGUGGUACUACCGGCCUGCCAAACCAAACUUUAUAUUGUACCAACCUACCGGAUAAGUUACGGAAACAUGACCUUCGACUCUCCCUCUACAUGCUUUUCUCGACCUACGGCACCGUUUUGGAUGUCGUCGCCUUAAAAACCGAAAAAAUGCGUGGUCAAGCUCAUAUUGUUUUCAAAGAUGUCCAGGCCAGUACGCAGGCUAUGCGGGCUCUUCAGGGGUUUGAGUUCUUUGGUAAACAAAUGAAUAUUGUUUAUGCAAGAGGCACAUCGGAUGUUAUUGCCCGGCUCCGCGGGACAUACAAUAUACCAACUACAACUGCUACUGGGCAAACCGCGGGAGCAUCCACAGAGCUCCAGAAAUCGAUAUUCAGCGGCCCCCCAGGAUCAGUGGCAUUGCCAUCAAAACCCAGCAGGGAAGUCAACGGAGAAGCUCAGGCCGGCCAUGGUAUCAAGAGACCACGUGAGGAGGAAAGCGAUGAAGAGGGAGCCCCGAUGGACGAGGAUAGUGAUGUGCCAAUGGAAGCUUCAUCAGAUGAAGACUAA
Messenger RNA from Aspergillus sclerotioniger CBS 115572, 570 nucleotides. Its product is annotated as U2 snRNP complex subunit MSL1. The transcript is spliced from 3 exons. The coding region runs from base 1 to 570 and encodes 189 amino acids. The record is from RefSeq and is a predicted model, not a curated record. Gene Ontology annotation, molecular function: RNA binding. NCBI's taxonomy places the organism in Eukaryota, Fungi, Ascomycota, Eurotiomycetes, Eurotiales, Aspergillaceae.